AUGAAUUUCACUGAAAGAGCAUCUAAAGAAAGGGACAGCAGUCAUCCAAUCUACUUUAUGCCUCACCACGCUGUGCUGCGCGGUGACUCAAUGACAACAAAGCUGCGGGUUGUGUUUGACGCUUCCUCUCAUGAACAGGCUGCUACGCCACUGAAUGAACACCUUGAAAAAGGACCAUGUCUCUUUUCCGAUCUCGUCAGGUUGCUGAUCAAGUUCCAAGCGUACCGGAUAGCGUCGACAGCGGACAUAGAAAAGGUCUUUUUGCAGAUAAACGUCAAAGAGGUCGACAGGGACGCGUUACGGUUUAUUUGGUUCCGGACAUUGCCUUCGAACGAGGAGCCAGCUCCAGAAAUGGAGGAGUGGAGAAUGAAAAGGGUGCCGUUCGGAACCAGAGAUUCCCUACUGAAUGCUACUCUGCAGCAUCACCUGAACACAAUCAAAGGACCUCAGCUUUGGACAGCGUCCCUUCUCGCCAACUCGUUUUAUGUUGAUGAUCUCCUGGUGGGAGCGGAAACAGAAGAGGAGGCUGGACAAAUAUUUUUUGAGUCUAGUAACAUUCUAGAGGCUUGCGGCAUGAAGCUGCGAAAGUAG
Molecule: messenger RNA, 591 nt
Organism: Rhipicephalus microplus (southern cattle tick)
Lineage: Eukaryota; Metazoa; Arthropoda; Arachnida; Ixodida; Ixodidae
Source: RefSeq, a predicted model, not a curated record